Messenger RNA from Mercurialis annua (annual mercury), 2013 nucleotides. RefSeq names its product cyclin-A1-1. NCBI's taxonomy places the organism in Eukaryota, Viridiplantae, Streptophyta, Magnoliopsida, Malpighiales, Euphorbiaceae. The record is from RefSeq and is a predicted model, not a curated record. Gene Ontology annotation, cellular component: cyclin-dependent protein kinase holoenzyme complex; nucleus; cytoplasm. Gene Ontology annotation, molecular function: cyclin-dependent protein serine/threonine kinase regulator activity. The transcript has 11 exons. Gene Ontology annotation, biological process: regulation of cyclin-dependent protein serine/threonine kinase activity; mitotic cell cycle phase transition. Bases 254 to 1768 code for a protein of 504 amino acids.
AAAAACAUUAAACAAAUAUUAAAUACCCAAUCCCUUAUAUCUCUGUCUCUGUAUAUUUCUUUCAUUCAAAACGAACGCUGUCUCUGCACAAAGAAAAAAAGUAAAACCCUUUUCUUCAAUUUCAAAACAAACACUGAAUCACUUUCUUUUCAGUUUCUUUAAUUCUUGAAUUUGCAAAACAACCCCUCUCUUUCUUUUACUUCUUUAGUGAUUCAGAGAAAAAGAGAGGCUUCAUUUGGUUUGUUUUUGGAAAAUGUCGUCACGCCGCUCAUCGUUUUCGUCUUCUACGACGUCGUCUUUGGCCAAACGCCAUGCUUUGUCGUCGGAGAAUGUUGUGGGGAAGGCCACUGCUACUGCUACUACUACUACGUCGGCAAUGACUGCGAGGAAACGUGCGCCUCUUGGUGAUAUCACUAACCAUAAAAAUGUGACGCAAAAAGGGUCGAAAACUUUGAUUCCAUCGUCUACAUUGGCACCAUGUUCGAAUAAAAUUGCUAAGGUGAAAAAGCCUGCUAGCAUCACCAGCGGCACAACCAAAUACACAUCUUUCUCUGCAACCAAUUUACCUGUAUCUUUGAAUGCGAAAUCAAGUGCAAUUUCCGCUUGGAAGGUUCCAAUUGUGUCGACAAGCGAUGAGGCAGUAACCAGUAUCAUUUCUGACCCUUCUCCGUGCAGCAUGGAUAUGUCUCCAAGUAAAUCAGACGUAGGUUCUAUUUCAUUGGACGAAACAAUGUCGACGUGUGAUUCUUUUAAGAGCCCUGAAGUUGAGUAUAUCGAUAACGAUGAUAUUCCAGCAAUUGAUUCCAUUAGUAAGAAGACACUCAGCAAUCUUUACAUCUCAGAGCAUGUGCAACCAGCAGAAAAUGUGUGUUGCAGAGGUGCAUUUGCCGAAAUGGACACGGAUGACAAAAUUCUAAAUCUUGAUGACAAUUAUGAGGAUCCACAGCUAUGUGCCACAAUUGCUUGUGAUAUUUACAAGCAUUUACGUGCAUCGGAGACGAAGAAAAGGCCUUCAACAGAUUUUAUGGACAGAAUACAGAAAGAUAUAAAUCCCAGCAUGCGUGCAAUACUGAUUGAUUGGCUUGUGGAGGUGGCUGAAGAAUACAGGCUUGUACCAGAUACAUUAUACUUGGCCGUAAACUACAUAGAUCGGUAUCUUUCUGGGAAUGUGAUGAACAGACAAAAAUUGCAGCUGCUUGGCAUUGCCUGCAUGAUGAUUGCUUCUAAGUAUGAGGAAAUUUGUGCGCCCCAAGUUGAAGAGUUCUGCUACAUCACAGAUAACACCUAUUUUAAGGAGGAGGUUCUGGAAAUGGAAUCAGCUGUUCUGAAUUACUUGAAGUUCGAAAUGACAGCCCCAACAUCAAAGUGCUUUCUGAGACGAUUUGUUCGUGCAGCGCAAGGAGUCAAUGAGGUUCCAUCAAUGCAAUUGGAGUGCUUGGCCAACUACAUCGCAGAAUUAUCUCUCCUAGAGUACAGUAUGCUUGGCUAUGCUCCAUCACUUAUUGCUGCCUCCGCAAUUUUCUUGGCAAAAUAUAUACUUGUUCCUUCAAGAAGACCAUGGAAUUCGACCUUGAAGCAUUAUACACUUUACCAGCCUAGUGAUUUGAACGACUGUGUCAAGGAUCUUCACCGCUUGUGCUUCAACUGUCAUAAUUCUACCUUACCUGCAAUUAGAGAGAAGUACAGUCAACAUAAGUAUAAAUUUGUAGCAAAGAAAUACUGCUCUCCUUCAAUACCUCAAGAAUAUUUCCACAACCAAGGCUACUGACACAGUUCAAUUACUCUUCCAAUGCUCUGUUGGAUAUAUUUCAAGGAAACAGCGCCUCUUGGUUUAGUGGCAUCUUCUAGUUCUAGGAAUUGGAAAUUCAAUUCACUGUAUCAUUUUUUUUUCUCUUAGAAAUAUUGACUGAGGCUAUAUGCUGAGUGUACCCUUUUCAGCAAUCAUGUUAGUGCUUCAUAAUCUUGUAUCAUAUUUCUCUAUCUUGUUUUCUGCAUUCGUUAGUUUUCCUGUCA